Sorex fumeus (smoky shrew) is the source of this 1339-nucleotide messenger RNA. RefSeq names its product EARP complex and GARP complex interacting protein 1 (gene EIPR1). The record is from RefSeq and is a predicted model, not a curated record. The coding region runs from base 105 to 1268 and encodes 387 amino acids. Gene Ontology annotation, molecular function: protein binding. The transcript is spliced from 9 exons. Lineage: Eukaryota; Metazoa; Chordata; Mammalia; Eulipotyphla; Soricidae. Gene Ontology annotation, biological process: protein ubiquitination.
UGGGCCGCAAAGGAGCAGAUCCGGCGUCGCGGUUUGGGGAGGAAAUGAAUGGGCGUUGAUCUGGGGACUUAGGUACCUGUCUCAGGUCAGUGAGCGGCCCCAGCAUGGAGGACGACGCGCCUGUCAUCUACGGCCUGGAGUUCCAGGCACGUGCUCUAACACCUCAGACCGCAGAAACAGAUGCCAUUCGGUUUUUGGUUGGGACACAGUCUCUCAAAUAUGAUAAUCAGAUCCACAUCAUAGAUUUUGAUGAUGAAAAUAACAUCAUCAACAAGAAUGUCCUCCUCCAUCAAGUGGGUGAAAUCUGGCACAUGAGUGCCAGUCCUGCAGAUAAAGGGGUGCUGGCCACCUGCUACAAUAAAACUUCAGACAGCAAAGUCCUGACAUGUGCAGCUGUGUGGAGGAUGCCGAAGGAAUUGGAACCAGGCAGCCAUGAGUCCCCGGAUGAUUCCUCAAGCACCGCACACACCUUGGAGCUCCUCUGUCACCUUGACAACACAGCCCACGGCAACAUGGCUUGUGUCACGUGGGAACCAACGGGAGAUGGAAAGAAAGUCAUCUCCUUGGCGGACAACCAUAUUCUGCUGUGGGAUUUGCAGGAGAGCUCCAGCCAGGCCGUGCUGGCUAGCUCGGCAUCCCUGGAAGGGAAGGGACAGCUAAAGUUCACCUCGGGACGGUGGAGCCCACAUCACAACUGCACCCAGGUGGCCACGGCCAACGACACCGCCGUUCGAGGCUGGGACACACGCAGCAUGAGCCAGAUAUACUGCAUCGAGAAUGCCCAUGGACAGCUGGUGCGGGACCUCGACUUCAACCCCAACAAGCAGUACUACCUUGCCAGCUGCGGAGAUGACUGCAAGGUGAAGUUCUGGGACACUCGGAAUGUCACGGAGCCCGUGAAGUCCUUAGAGGAGCACUCGCACUGGGUGUGGAACGUCCGCUACAACCACUCUCAUGACCAGCUCGUGCUCACGGGCAGCAGCGACAGCCGGGUCAUCCUCUCCAACAUGGUCUCCAUCUCCUCUGAGCCGUUCGGCCACCUGGUGGAUGAUGACGACCUGAGUGACCAGGAGGACAGGCGUACGGAAGAGAAGAGCCAGGAGCCCCCGCAGGACAGCGUCAUUGCCACCUACGAGGAGCACGAGGACAGCGUGUAUGCUGUGGACUGGUCCUCGGCUGACCCCUGGCUGUUCGCCUCCCUGAGUUAUGAUGGGAGACUGGUCAUCAACAGGGUGCCCCGGGCACUCAAGUAUCACAUCCUGCUCUGACAGGUGCUCUGCGGUCAGCAAGGUGGCGCGGGCUGGAGUUUGCAGGGGAUUCGUUUUCCAGGCGGAUGAAU